This is a messenger RNA of Symbiodinium necroappetens, 1404 nucleotides long. Lineage: Eukaryota; Dinophyceae; Suessiales; Symbiodiniaceae. The record is from the annotation of a GenBank genome assembly.
AUGGCUGUGCAGGAGGCGCACACUGAGGCACACCAUGCCAACGUGGGAGAGCGGCUCGCUUUCUUGGAGAAGGCGAUUGGUGACUCAGCCGAGAAGCACGCGCAGGAGCUUGCGGAAGCUCACUCCAAGAUCGCCAGCAUGCACUCGCGCCUUUCCGCCUGUGAAGCUACAGGAUCAGCAGUGGACGGUUUGAAGAAGGCACAUGCCAACCAUUUGUCUGAUCAAACAGCACGAGAUGCGCAUCAUGCGACACUUGCGGAGCGGUUGGACUAUUUGGAGAGGAUGUUUGGAGAUUCCGCGGACAUGCAUGCCAAGCAGCUGAAGGCUGCCCAGGACAAGAUCGAGAAGAUCCAUGCUCGCGUGGCAAGCUGUGAAGAGACGGGCUCCAUGGUGGCAGACCUACACAAGUCGCAUCAGCAAGUAAACCAAGAGCACCGAGACAAGAUCUCCAGCCUGCACUCUUCCGUUAGCGAGCGGCUGAGCUACCUGGAGGGCUUGAUGGGUGAGUCUGCUGAGCUCCACGCAAGGGAGCUAGAAUCCCUGAAGACAUCGCACUCGCGGAUGGCCUCCGAAGUGAAAGCCCGAGAUGCCCAUCAUGCGACCGUCUCGCAGCGCCUGGACUACAUCGAGAAGCUCCUGGGCGACUCAGCUGACAAGCACGCCCAGGAACUCAGGGCGGCCCAUAGCAAGAUUGAUCAAGUGCAUCAAAGAGUCACUGGCUCGCAGCAGGAGGAAAGCUUGCGAUCUCUUCUGCAUUCUGAGAAGGAGGCUCGGCAAAAGCAUGUGGCCACCGUGGAAGAACGGCUGGAACGCCUGGAAACGUCUCUGGGUGAGACCCACAGCAAGCAUGCUUUGGAGAUCGAGUCGACCAAAGCUGCACACCAGAGACUGAGCAAAGAGCAGAAGCUGCGUGAUAAAAAGCACGCUUCCGUGCAGGAGAGGCUAGAAUAUCUGGAAACGAAGAUCGGGGAUCCCUUUGACCAACAUGAGCGCGAGCUGAAAGCUGCUCAUGCAAAGUUGGAGCAGGCUCAGAACCGAAUUCUCCAGUGCGAGAAGCAGGGUGCAACAAUCUCCGAACUCCACCGAUCACACAGCACGACCUCGCAAGAGCACAAAGCGGCUCUUGCGGCCCACACGGCUUCUUUGGGCGAGCGCCUGGAAUUCCUCGAGAAGAGCCUCGGCCAGUCUGUUGAAAAGCAUGCCAAGGAGGUGGAGGCCCUGAAGGUGUCUCACUCGAAGUUUGCCACAGACACGAAGCUUCGAGAUACCCACCAUGCGACUGUAUCGGAACGCCUCGACUAUGUCGAAAAGAUGGUCGGGGAUUCGGCUGACAAGCACGCCAAAGAGUUAGCCGCUGCCCAUGACAAGAUCAAAGACAUGCACAAGCGCGUGACGGACUGCGAG